Rhagoletis pomonella (apple maggot) is the source of this 3793-nucleotide messenger RNA. RefSeq names its product putative mediator of RNA polymerase II transcription subunit 26. The record is from RefSeq and is a predicted model, not a curated record. Gene Ontology annotation, molecular function: RNA binding. Lineage: Eukaryota; Metazoa; Arthropoda; Insecta; Diptera; Tephritidae. Gene Ontology annotation, cellular component: nucleus.
CAGAUUUUUUAAUCCAUUGUGUACGGUUUUUGUGCGCCGAUUGUUAUCAAUAACUGCGGUUACGCCAUCAACAACAACAGCAUCAGUAACAGCAACAGCAACGUUAAGUCGACGUAACCACCAGCAACAACAACAACAACAUCAUUUCAAUUGUGUGUAUGCGUUGGCCGCUUUUCCGCUGGACAAUGCAAACGAGCAAACUAUGAGCUAACCCGCAAUCAGCCACAAUCCAAAAUACGAGUACCAAAGAACGGCGAAAAAAAAAUUAUACGAAGCAAAUCAUUUGUGCAAACAAACGAGCACACACAAGCACGUACUCGAGCCUAAUCCUGGGCGUUUGAGCAGAAAGCCGACAAAGAAUAAACAACUCCGCCUAAAAAAUACUAUAUACACACACACACACACAUAAACAAGUAAAGUGCAAUUUUAUGUAACGCACGCCCAAAUCCACACACAACGACCAAGGUCUCGUCGGCUAAGGCGCUUUAUUGAAAUAAUCCUGCGGCUGACGAGUGGGCGGCGAAAAAGAGCAACGGCUGGAUAAGUUGAAAUUCCAGAAAUAAAUCCAUCAGUGGCGUUGGUAUUUCGUAAGCACGACAGUGGCAGUAGCUACACAGCUGCGUCACACAACCACCCAUCCACUUGUGACGCGCAUACUUCGCAUUCCGACAAUUCCUUUUUUCAUCAGCACCGGUUUUUCUAUUAAAUUUCCAUCAUUGCGUUUUUAUAUUUUACGCCGACGUGCCCUGAGCACAAUCACCACCUUCCACAGCAUCUGCAUUCGCAACAGCACCACCAGCAGCAGCAGCAGCAGCAACAUCAGCAGUUGUCGGCUCAUCUACACGCCGCUGCCGCCGCCGCCGCCGCCGCCACCGCUUCUCAUCCGCUGCUAAAGCAAACGCCAUCGAAGGUUGUACUUCUGCCAUCGCCUGCGACACAUCUCUACUCGCCGCACUCACACAUCCACUCUCCGCAUAGCGCACAUUGCGAUACCGAGUCACCGUCAUACGCUUCCAAAAUAACCGCCAUCACGGCUAACAACAGCGUAAGCAGCAGUGCGGCCAGCAGCCCCAACAGCUUCUAUAAGCAUACGGCGUCACAUUUUCUCAAUAUCGCCGACACAAUGAAGAUGUCAAAGUUGUCCAAUCAGACGAACUCGCAGGAUCCGCAGGCGGUGAAUUCGCGCAUUUUUGUGGGCAAUUUGAAUACGUUCCAGUGUUCGAAGACAGAUGUGGAACGCAUGUUUCAGGACUACUUCUAUGACAGCUACUGCUCGUCGGCGCUGCUUCGUUCAUCUGGCGUCCGUCCGAAAAAGCGUAAACGCCUAAUGACAACCACAUCGCGAAUGCUCAGCGAUGCAGUGAAUAGCAGCAACAUAAAUGCUGCUGUCGCUGCGGCCGCACUGGCCCAACAACACCAGCAGUUGCAUCAACAGCAACAACAACAGCAGCAGCAGCAAACCUCCCACUUGUUGCCCCAUCCGCACCACCAUCAGCAGCAAGUGCAACAGCAACACCAACACCAACAUCAACAACAACAACAACAACAGCAUCAACAACAAGUGGCCGCUGUAGCCAUGGCCGCUAUGACAGCCAAUUUGUUGCCACAGCAACAAUUGUUGCUACAUCAGCACCAGCAUAGCUUGUUGGGCAAUGCUAAUAGUGCGGCAGCAGCCGCCGCCGCAGCUGCUGCAGCAGCGGCCACAUGCAAUGGCGUUACAGGGGGUGGUGGUGGUGGUGGUGGCGCCGCCUCUGCCAAUGCGGCUCAGCACAAUCUCAACGUGUUCUUGCAACAACAGCAGCAAAUUAAGCAGCAACAGCAACAGGCGGCGGCAGCGGUCAGUCAGUACACAUUGUCGGCCGCAGCGGCGGCAGGUGGUUUGCAAUUGAAAUCGUCGUCCGUGCAAAAUGCUACGUCGGCAAUAAUUGCUGCCGCUAAUCAAACAUCACUGCUGAAUGGUGGUGGCGCCACGGCUGGUGCUGGCGGUGUGGGUAACGAGCAAAUGUCAACAACAGCCACCAGCUAUGGCAGCUUGGUAAAUGGUCACAGUCAGCAGCAUCAACAACAACAAUCACAGUAUGUUGGUGGUGGUGGUGGUGGUGGCUUGCAGCCGUUAACGUUGUCACUGAACAGCAUGCAUCAGUCACCACAGCAGCAGCAGCAACAACAACAGCAUAAGUCAUCAGUGCUGUUGCAAAAGCAAACACAGCAGCAGCAGCAAAACCAUCAGCAACAACAACAGCAGCUGCAGCAGCAACAAGAGCAAUUAACUACGAAUCAACAGUGGGGACCGUUCAAAGUUUACAGCAAUCCGGACACAUUAAUUUGCGGCAAUUGUCGGGAAUGUUUCAACGAACUGGCUGAGUUAUUAGACCACAAACGGAGUUAUUGCAAGUUGCGUUUCACUUGCAAGUGCCAGGAUCUUGCAUUCGCUGCAAAAACACCGCCAAUGAGCGCCAAACUGUUAUGUGCGGUUUGCAAGGACGCCUUUACCAAUCCCUGGGAUCUGAUGGUGCACGCUCAGGCCGCACACAUGGUCAACAUUUACGAAUUGGGCAAUGAGGCUAAUAACAAUUACAGCAACAAUACCGAUUGUGCUGUUGUUGCUGAUGUCGCCAAUAUUUCAACAAGCAGUAGCAGCAGCAACAACAACAACAACGACAAUGCAACAGUAUUCACCACUGCCACGAGCGCUCAAGCCAACUACAACAACAGCAGCGGCAGCAACAACAACAACAACAAACCCAACACUAUGGCCAACGCUAAUUUGGCCAACAGUGUACAAUUUCCGUCAUCGCCUUCACAGUUUAAGAUCGAGUUAAAUAAUAACAACAACAAUAGUAAUAACAAGAAUAUAGCCACAUGUAACAGUAGCAGCAACAAUCACACCAACAACAAUAACAUAACUAGUGGCCAUGAAAUACAAAUGUCGCCAACAAGCGAAACAUUGGCCACGAAACAAGCACCAACAUUGGUAGCUGGCAAAUUAGAAAACAACAACAUCGACAUAGUAACAACCAUCGGCUCGACCGCUGCUGCUGCUGGUAAUAAUGGUUUCAACGCCAGCAACGGACAUGUCACCGCCGAUGCUGAUCAUUGCAUGGAUGGCAAAUUUGGCAUUUGUAAUAGUCCGAAUUCCGCAAUUGCCAAAGAAGAGGCUGAUUCCCCCAUGGAUGGCCAUAUUUCGAUCUUGCCGCAUAGUGCUCAUCAUCAUACAGAGGAUGUAAAAAUGUUAAAUGGUUCACUUUCAUCGCGGGGUAGUUCACCAGCAUUGGAGCAUGAGGAUCAGGAGGACCAACAGCAACAGCAGCAGGAGCAAAACUCACAACCCGCCUGCAUUGUGCGCACGCUGAGUAUUGAAGCAGCUACCGCCUCGGGCACAACAACCAGCUUGAUGACCAGCACAUUGGCUUUAAGCCUUACAAAUGGCGUUGCCAAUGCAGCAGCUGCACUGGCACCACAAUAGAGCGUCGCCAACAACAAAUGGUUAAAUACAAAAAAAAAAUAUAUAUAUAAAUAAAAAAAGCAGCAGCGUGUGACUUAUGAUAUACAAAUACAAACAAAAGUCAAAUUAAAACGAAUGAUGUAUGGAGGCGUGUGGGUGUACGUGGCGUAUGAGCAACAGCGGGUAUGUAUGUAAGCAUACCAGUGCUAGCUAUCAGCUGCAAGUAUGUAUGCAUAUAGUAUUUACAUAUAGUACAUAUAUGUACACAAGAGGCGUAUUAUAUAUAUACAAAUGCAAAUUUGUUAUUAAAUGAAACAUUAAAAGUAAACUUAAUUCUGAGUUUUUCGU